Entrophospora candida is the source of this 204-nucleotide messenger RNA. The record is from the annotation of a GenBank genome assembly. NCBI's taxonomy places the organism in Eukaryota, Fungi, Glomeromycota, Glomeromycetes, Entrophosporales, Entrophosporaceae.
AUGCAAUUAUGUUCAACAUCAAGUGGAACCCGGCAUGAAAUGAAUGCCAUAUCUUUGAUUCGUAAAGAAAAUGCUGCUGAAAAGAGCCAUCAAAACGUCAGGAAAAUCCACUUACAUAUACCAACAACAACUUCUAUAAGUGCUGUUGCUCACAUGACAAUUAUCCUUGCUAUUCCCAUAUCUCAAACAAGUGCAAUUCCAUAA